This is a messenger RNA of Plutella xylostella (diamondback moth), 3232 nucleotides long. It is a transcript of the gene Sec6, whose product is annotated as Exocyst complex component Sec6. Gene Ontology annotation, cellular component: exocyst. Lineage: Eukaryota; Metazoa; Arthropoda; Insecta; Lepidoptera; Plutellidae. Gene Ontology annotation, molecular function: SNARE binding. Gene Ontology annotation, biological process: exocyst localization; exocytosis. The record is from RefSeq and is a predicted model, not a curated record.
UUUUACGAAAUUUUGUAAAUUUGGUUGUUUAUUAACUUGAAUCUAAGUUUGUUCCACAUCUAGUAGAGGUGAAGGUUUAAUAAAUGUGUACUUUGUUCUUCAUCAAAUAAUUUUUAUAAGGUAAAUAAAUAAAAUAAUGAGCUCCAUGGAGGAAAUUGAAGAAGAAGCGAAGGCGAUGGCAGAAAAGAUGGUUAUGAAUAUGAUGCAGCGCCCCGGCCAACUUGAAAAGGUGGAACAAUACAAAAGGAGAAUAACUCAUAAGAAAGCAUCUAUCGAGGCGCAACUGAAGUCAGCGGUGCAAGGCAAGCUGGACGGGGUCAGCGUCGGGCUGAAGCAGCUGCAGGAGUGCCUUGAUGAUGUCAAGGAAAUCAGUGACAAGAUGGAUGAGCUGAAAGAGUGUCUGCGUGGAGUGCCCCCGCUAGUGGCGUCCCUGCAGGCGGUGCGGGAGGAAGACUCGCGACACUCGCAGUACGUCACCGCCAUGGACAGCCUCAAGCACAUCUUCACCGUGCCGGAGAGUGUGGCCAAGGCCAAGCAGUGGAUCUGCGAGGGGAAGCUGCUGCAUGCUCAUCAGUGCCUCUCUGACUUGGAGAACUCUCGUGAUGACUUGCUGUACGAGCUGCACCGUCUACCCAACCAGUCCUCUCAUGACAAGAUCAUGCUGAAGGCAUACUUUGAGGAUGUGGAGAUGGUCUCCAACUUGCUGGAGAAGCAGAUCAAGCUGAUCCUCAUGAGGACCUUGAACACAGUUCGUAAGGAGCCCACAGUCAUUGUCACAGCCUUGAGGAUCAUUGAGAGAGAAGAAAAGAGAGACCAAAUGGCGUUACAGCAACAGAACCAGUCGGGCUUCCUGCCGCCGGGGCGGCCGAAGGGCUGGCGCGCGAAGGCGUUCGACACGCUGGUGUGUGCCGUGGCGCAGCGCAUCGAGGGCACCCGCGUCGACGAGAGAGAGGACAAUAAGCUGUGGCUUGUCAGGUACCUGGAGCUGACCCGUCAGCUGAUCGUGGAGGACCUGCGCGUGGUGAAGACGCUGUGCGCGCCGUGCUUCCCGCCGCACUACCACAUCGUGGACAAGUACGUCGACAUGUACCACACCUCGCUGUCCGCCAGUCUACAAGACGUGGUGCUAAGCGGGCUAGAAGGCAACGAGUACGUGACCCUGCUCUCGUGGGUCCUCAAUACGUACCCGGGGCCCGAGCUGAUGCGCUCGCCCGAGCUCAACAUCGACGUGGCGACUCUGCCGCCGCUUCUGUCCGAGGAGGUCAUGAACAAGAUUGAGGAGGAGUAUUUGCAGAAAAUGGCUUCCAACUACGUGUCCUGGAUGGACAAGACCCUCGAGUCGGAGCGCGCGGAGUGGGGCUCGGACCGCGCGCCCGAGCGAGAGCCGCACACCGGCGCCUUCCACACGCACGCGCCGCUCAUCAUCUUCCAGAUGAUCGACCAGAACCUGCAGGUGACAGAAACGAUAAGCAAAGAAAUAACAUUCAAAGCGCUAAUACUGAGCAUAGAGCAAGUGACGCGUUAUGGCAAGAUGUACCGGCAGGGCGUCAUACAGUUCAAGAACUCCCACUUCGCGGACCGCUCCCGGGUCGCCUACUUCACUCACCACAUGAUCACGAUCGUGAACAACAGCUCGCUGAUGGUGCGGCUCGCGCAGCAGACGCAGGCGCGCCGCUGGCCUCCGGGCACGCAGGACAAGCAGGCCGAGGACAAGUUCAUACAGAUGAUUAACACUUACCAGGACCUCCGUGACGAAGCAGCGAGGUUUCUGCUCGAGGAAGCGUUCCUGGAUCUAGAGGUACACUUCGACGACCUGUUCUCGUCCAAAUGGCUGGCCUCCACCAUCCCCAUAGACACCAUUUGUGUCACACUAGAAGACUAUUUCCAGGACUACAAUCAUUUGCGGGACAAGAACUUCGAAUACGUGAUAAACGAAGCGCAGAAUUUGGUUUACAAGAAGUAUGUGACUGCGAUGUUGUCCAAGAAGUAUACAUUCAAGACGGUGGAGGAAGCGACGCAAGCGGCUAAUAAGAUAGUGAAGGAAGGCAAUCAGAUUAAGUCAUUCUUCAAGCGGAUUGCGCCUGAAGCUGUGGACACUGAUCGCCCGUUUGAGAUUCUUAGCAUUUUGGCUGAGGUGCUCCGCUGCACCGACACAGAAAUGCUCUCUCUGGACCUGCACGGCAUCGUGGACAAGUGCCCCGACAUCACGGAGGACCACCUGGUCCGCCUCGUGUGGCUGCGAGGAGACGUGCCCCGCGCACAGCUGAAGGAGACCGUGUCCCAUGUGAUGACCACUAGAAGGGCGCCUAAGACGCUGCAUAGCGACUUUUUUAAGAGUAUUGUUUUUGCCGAUUCGAUCACGGCUAAGUUGACAAAUUUUGCGUUGUAGGAGAGUGGAAUUGGUAUAGGGAGUAGUGAUAGGUACAGCUCAAGGAAACAGUGUCCCAUGUGAUGACCACUAGAAGGGCGCCGAAGACGCUGCAUAGCGACUUCUUUAAGAGUAUCGUGUUUGCCGAUUCGAUCACGGCUAAGUUGACAAAUUUUGCGUUGUAGGAGAGUGUAAUUAGUUAACUUUUAGGAUACGUUCAGGUUAACAUGAGAUGAGAACGCUGCUAUAAUAUGCGUUUUUAUGUAUUGUUUGCCGAUUCGCUUACGGCUAAGAUGAACGAAUUUUGCACGGUAGGAGAGUUACGGAGUUAUGUACUCCGUAACUCGAAUAACUCGAAAGCGAAUCAGCAAAGAAUACAUUAAAAAACGCAUAUUAUAGCAGCGUUUUCAUCUCGUGUUAACCUGAACAUAUCUUAUUAGUAUAUGUAAUUAUCUGCGAUUGUGACACCGGGUUGGUCAGUGGUCGUGGCGGAUGUUCCAAUGCAAGUUUGCAACCGCCUGGGUUUGUAGAUCACGUUACUGAGACACUGGGUAAUGUUACAAGGAGCAAUCAAUGUUAAUGUUUUUUAGACGAAGGGUGGCCUUACUAAGAUUCUAUAAGAUAUAAUGAGAAUAUUGUUUAAUUUUAACGUAAUAGUAUUAGUUAAGUACUUAUUUAUUAAACUGUUACUUUGCGAAAUAUUUGUAUUUUUUAUGCAAAGUAUGUUAUAAAAAAUCUGCUUUUGUCAAUGUCCCUUCAUUAGGUACUUAUAUAUUAUAUUAUAUUUAACGUUAAGAGUAUCUGUAUAAAUUGAUAUUGUUAUGUAAUAGUUAUUGUUUUUAUAAAUUAUUUAUAACAAUCCCA